AUGUCACAUCACCUCCAACAACUGGGAGGACUAAACCGACACAACUGGGAGGACACUGCACUAAACCCACACAACUGGGAGGACACUGCACUAAACCCACACAACUGGGAGGACACUGCACUAAACCCACACAACUGGGAGGACACUGCACUAAACCCACACAACUGGGAGGACACUGCACUAAACCCACACAACUGGGAGGACACUGCACUAAACCCACACAACUGGGAGGACACUACACUAAACCCACACAACUGGGAGGACACUGCACUAAACCCACACAACUGGGAGGACACUGCACUAAACUCACACAACUGGGAGGACACUGCACUAAACCCACACAACUGGGAGGACACUGCACUAAACCCACACAACUGGGAGGACACUGCACUAAACCCACACAACUGGGAGGACACUGCACUAAACAGACAACUGGGAGGACACUGCACUAAACCCACACAAACUGGGAGGACACUGCACUAA
This is a messenger RNA of Coregonus sp. 'balchen', 483 nucleotides long. Lineage: Eukaryota; Metazoa; Chordata; Actinopteri; Salmoniformes; Salmonidae. The record is from the annotation of a GenBank genome assembly.